This is a messenger RNA of Fundulus heteroclitus (mummichog), 2884 nucleotides long. It is a transcript of the gene tomm34, whose product is annotated as translocase of outer mitochondrial membrane 34. Gene Ontology annotation, molecular function: heat shock protein binding. The record is from RefSeq and is a predicted model, not a curated record. The transcript is spliced from 8 exons. Gene Ontology annotation, cellular component: mitochondrion; cytosol. Lineage: Eukaryota; Metazoa; Chordata; Actinopteri; Cyprinodontiformes; Fundulidae. Bases 347 to 1282 code for a protein of 311 amino acids.
GUUAAAAACGAAGUGAAACCGAUACGUUAGCCUGCAGCCCCCCCACCGUCCCCCUCACCCGGCAAACCGAGAAGUUACCAGAGCCAACCGGCGUCUUCUUGACACCCGGCACGCAGCCCAGUCCGUACCGACCGAGGACCGACCUCGUGUCUCUCCAGCCUUUGCAGGACCACGUCGGAGCUCGGGGCUUGACAUCGAAUGUUCGCCGGUUGAAGCGGCUUAAAAUCGGCGACGGCGGCGAUUUUUCGCUUUCAACCCAAACUGCGUGGUUCCUACGAGCGCGAGGAUUGUUCCGCGCCGCGUUCCGUCCACCGGACCCAACGGCCGGCCGUUUUAAUAUCCAGAAAUGCCUCAGAAGCAGAAGCCCAAGUCAUGGACGGAACUGAAGCAAGCAGGAAAUGAAUGUUUCAAGACGGGCCAAUAUGGAGACGCCACCGGUCUUUACACUCAGGCCAUCAAGGAGCUGGAGAAGUCCAGUAAAAAGAACCCCGAAGAUUUAGCCGUUCUGUACUCGAACCGGGCCGCCAGCUACCUGAAGGACGGCAACUGUGCAGAAUGUGUGAAGGACUGCGACACGUCCCUGGAGCUGUUCCCCUUCAUGGUGAAGUCGCUGCUGCGCCGCGCCGCUGCCUACGAGGCUCUGGAGCGCUACAGACACGCUUACAUCGACUAUAAAACCGCUCUGCAGAUCGACUGCAACAUAGCGGCAGCUCACGACGGCACCAACAGAAUGACAAAAGCGCUGACGGAGGCAGACGGUCCGUCGUGGAGAGAAAAGCUUCCUCCCAUCCCCACGGUGCCUCUGUCGGUGCGGGAAAGGCUGGCCCAGCAGGCUGCCGGCGGCUCUCCACAGCCCAACCCCGCUGCCGCGCUGCAGAACGGCAUCAAGAGAGCAGACAAACCUGCUGUAAGUGACAAAGACACAAAGAAAGCCCAGGCUCUGAAAGAGGAAGGCAACGGUCUGGUGAAGAAGGGAGAGUUUAAGAAGGCCAUAGAGAAGUACACCCAGAGCCUCAAACACAACCCCGGCGAGGUCACCACCUACACCAACCGGGCGCUGUGCUACCUGUCGGUGAAGCAGUACAGAGAGGCCGUCAGGGACUGCAGCGAGGCUCUCAGGAUGGACGGCGGCAACGUGAAGGCUCUCUACAGGAGGGCGCAGGCUCACAAGGAGCUCAAGGACACCAAGGCCUGUGUGGAGGAUCUGAACAGCCUCCUGAAAGUGGAGCCAAAGAACACGGCGGCUCUGAAGCUGCUGCAGGAGGCGCAGAAGAAAAAGUAGAAGUGGACGAGGGACUGCGCAGCCAGCCGGCGACACGAUUCAAUCCGCUCCAAUCACGUUUGACCCGUUUACUCCUGUCUGAACAAACAGGACUUCAGCCUCGGCAAAAAAAAGCAGCUCCGCUUGAGAAGGCGUUCCGUGGAUAAUGAGGCGUUCGCAGUUUGAUUGUAACGUAAAAGUCACUUCCACUCAGUAUUUAUGUUUAUUUAUGUAAGCUGCCAUUAUUCACAGCUUUUCUCAGAACUGUUUUAUUAUCGUUUGGGAUAAAGUUCAGCCCAGAGCUCACAGAGGGAGUACCAGUAUGCAAUCCACUGCACCGCGUGACGGGUCUGGGGCAUUUAUUGGAUAAAAAAUGAGACGAAGAAAAGAACUUAGUUAAGCUGUGCGUCUGUUUUUAAAACCUACAGUUCCCACAACAUCCGUUCAUUUAGCAGCUAAUGUUAAACAUCUGACCCCCGGUGGUCGAAUCCUUUCUCAGUCGUUUUAUUCAACUGAAAUAAUUCCAAAACCUGUUAAUUUUAAGACCGGAGAGGUCCAAAACCCCCAUAACUAGAAUGUUAGCUUCUUCAGACCAGGGAAUAUUCCCUCCUGUGUUCAGAGCUGUCCAGAUCAGGCUGCUGGUACCAGGCCUGGGUGGAACCUGUUGAAUUAAACGCCAUUUUAGGCACUGUGCUCAAAAUGCUACAUUCGGUAUCUGACUUUAUGCAUUUAUGUCUCGUGCAUUAUGAGUAAACCUCUCCAACGCUCCAAAAACCUAGAUUAGCUGGUGAGCAUACGGUCACUAAGAGCUUUAAGCUUUCAGACAUCAGGAUGCUCAUCGGUUACACGUCACCGAAGAGUUGAUCGCGUUCAUGUUGACGAAGCUUUGACCGCUACGGAGUAAAGAGAAUCGCGAUUAGCCUCAGAACGGCUGCAGUGGUCGUCAAACAUGUUUCAGAGCUACUGGAGGCUGUCGAGUUCACAGAUUUUCCCCAAAGACGACUAAACGUUUGAAACUGUAAACAGAGAUCCUGGCCAGGCUUUAGGUCGGCCAGAAAAGCCGAUGGAUGCCCUUGACUGGAGACGUCUGAGGAUUGACUGACCUGAAAACGAAGCAGAUUACCUGUGAUGAUCAUGAAUGUCCGUCCGGGACAUCACGAAGGAACUUUUUUCACCUUUUUACUCUGAGCUGAUUGUCUUCUGAGGUUUCAAUUGUCCAGUUUUGGUGUUCAACCUCGUACUGCGGGAGGAUGCUGACCUUUCAGCUUUUAAGUUCAAGAAUUAAAGUUAAUUUACUUCUUCUUUUUUUCAUGUUAGGUUUGUUUAACAGGACAACUUUGUUCUAAACGAUGCUACUGUAUUUGAGAAUUUGCUUGUACAGGAUGGGUUCGCUGCGCCUCUGAAGCUCUGAUGCAUAAAGCAGUUAGUCUGUUGUCGGGCCGUCUAAAUAAAAUACUGUCUCCUCGUUCCAUUUUUGGUUUAGUUUGUUUCCACUGCGUUUUAGGACAUUUUAAAUUGUUGGUCCAGUUUUAGCUUAACCUCUCCAUCUUGCCUGAAGUGCCUGCCUUUGUCCAUCUGCUGCUUUGGAUUAGUGUAUGCAAAAUAAAAUCUAAACAUAAAAAA